Messenger RNA from Felis catus (domestic cat), 1424 nucleotides. Its product is annotated as basic proline-rich protein-like. Lineage: Eukaryota; Metazoa; Chordata; Mammalia; Carnivora; Felidae. The record is from RefSeq and is a predicted model, not a curated record. The transcript has 4 exons. The coding region runs from base 1 to 966 and encodes 321 amino acids.
AUGUUGGGGCCCCUGAUUGCAAUAGAGGUGUGGGUGAGACGGAGAAUGGCACUACGCCUGAAGAAGUGGUUAUUCCCAACGUCACACCAUCUUCUCCAAGGAGUUUACACCUUUGCUCCCUCUGCUGGCUUCCCCAGCACUUCCUUCUACCCUACAGGGUCACGGGGCGCGGUGGGCCGCGACAGGAAGGGAGGCCCGGUGCCCGGGGCCGCGAGUCCGGCGGGCCGGCAGGGCCCUCCCUACGCCCCGGCCUCGGCCUGGGCCUCAGGCCGGGGGAAGACCGGCGCCCCGAGUGCAGGCGAGCGCGGAGGAGCAGUCUUUCUGGGGGCCGACGCCCGACACCGCUUCCGGGCGGGCAGCACGCGGGGCGGCGGGGUGGGAAGUGAGGCCGGGCGCAGGCCUGUGCGGGCGGCGGCUGGCGUCGGCACCGGGAAAGGGGUGCAGCGGAUCCCGCCUCCCGGAGCCCCUCCCUCCCGCCUCUCCUCUGCGUCCCGCCCUCCACGUCCCCGCGCGGCCCCGGGGCCCGCGCCCUCCCCUGGCCCGCCCGCCGGCCGCCCGUUCCUCACCUGCGCGCCGCCCGCCGCCAGCCGCUCCGGCCGCCGCGCUUCCGCUGCGCCCGCUCCGCCGGGUCCUGGCGCCGCCGCCACCACGGCGCCGCUGCUCCGCCUCUCGGGGCGCUCGGCCGGCUGGUGGAGCUCUGGGAGGCCAGUGGCGGGCCCCUGCUCGGAACCGCCCCCCACCGCAGCCCGGAGCCGUAGUCCAGGCGGGCGUCCCGUCCCCCCCGUCCCCCGCCGCCUUCCGCCGACUGCCCGCCCCCUCCGCUCCGGAGCGCCGCCCCGGAGCGCGACCCCCGACCCGGGUCCAAGAACCGCCCUCCCUCCAGCCAUGCGCUUCAUCGCGGGUCCGCGGCUCCCCCUGUGGCCUGGGCUGUGCCUCAGGGGUCACCUGUCCCCUCAGAGUCACUGAGGAGUGACCGUGUAAGGCAGACGCAGAAGGACCGCCACUGUAACUGACUCAGGCUCCUCUGAAUUCUCUACCCUUGGACCUGCAUCACCCAGUUGUUAGCCAGAACCCUCUUAAGUCUCCUUAGCCAGAAUCCCCUCGUCUCUACAUCAGAUCACCCUCCAUAUCUGACCAAGUACCUCAUUCCCCACGAUCACCCCCCUCACCCCCCCCCCCCCCCCCAGCACCUCCGGUGCUAGCCCAUCGCCCUGGCUGCCUUCAGCGAGAAUCCUGUUCGGUCGGUUGAGCAAAGAUUGACUAUCCAGUUAGUGAUUUUCCAUCCCCCGUCCCCGCCCCCACCUGCUCCUUGACUCUGAAUCCCCACUUGUCCAUGCUGUAUUUUCAAGUGACCCUGCUUCUAUACCGAGGCUUCUUUUCCCCUGUUGCAAAGUCCUGAAUAAAUCUCUUCUUCACUGUUCUAA